CCAAUAUCUAAACAUUAACUUCAGAAAGGGGGUCCUUAAAGAAAAUAGUGCUUAAAACAGCAACAUAGGAAGAGCUCAUCCAAUCAUGGCUCUCCAAACAUCCUUUUUACUUGCUUCUAUCUCCAUCUACAAAGAGGGAAAGUCUAAUGUUUGUCUUAAGGAGACUAGUUUCUUCGGAGUUACAAUCUCAUCACACCUUAAAGCUGAGUUCAAGUCUUCUCAGAUCAGUAUAAAGAAUUUCAGAAAAAGGGAGCUACCCAUUGUAACCGUUAAGGCUCAAACAGCUACUACAACUGCUGCAAUCACCCAGGCUGCACCAGACGGAAAGAAAACUUUGAGAAAGGGCAAUGUAAUAAUCACUGGAGCCUCCUCUGGACUAGGUCUGGCCACAGCCAAGGCACUAGCCGAUACAGGAAAAUGGCACAUUGUUAUGGCGUGCAGGAAUUUUCUCAAGGCUGAGAGGGCAGCUAAAUCAGUCGGCAUUGAUAGGGAGAAUUAUACUGUCAUGCAUCUUGACCUUGCCUCCUUUGACAGUAUCCGGCAAUUUGCUGAUACCUUCCAACGUUCUGAUAGGCCGCUUGAUGCUCUGGUUUGUAAUGCUGCUGUCUACUUACCCACUGCCAAGGACCCAUCUUACACAGCUGAAGGAUUUGAGCUUAGUGUUGGGACAAACCAUCUUGGUCACUUUCUCCUCUCAAGACUGCUUCUUGAUGACUUAAAAAAAUCAGACUACCCCUCAAAGCGUCUCAUCAUUGUUGGCUCCAUCACAGGAAACACAAACACCUUGGCUGGUAAUGUGCCUCCAAAGGCCAAUCUUGGGGAUCUGAGAGGUCUUGCAGGAGGGUUGAAUGGGCUGAACAGCUCACCUAUGAUAGAUGGAGGAGAAUUUGAUGGUGCUAAGGCCUACAAAGAUAGCAAAGUCUGCAACAUGCUUACUAUGCAAGAGUUCCAUAGACGCUACCGUGAGGAGACAGGAAUCACCUUUGCUUCGCUCUACCCUGGUUGCAUAGCUACAACAGGCCUGUUCAGGGAGCACAUUCCCUUAUUCAGGCUUCUUUUCCCUCCCUUCCAAAAGUACAUAACCAAAGGCUAUGUAUCAGAAGAGGAAGCAGGAAAAAGGCUCGCACAGGUUGUGAGUGAUCCAAACCUAACAAAAUCUGGAGUUUACUGGAGCUGGAAUAAGAACUCUUCUUCAUUUGAAAACCAGCUAUCUGAAGAAGCCAGUGAUCCGGAGAAGGCACGUAAGAUGUGGGAGGUUAGUGAGAAGCUCGUUGGAUUGGCCUAAAGGAGUUAAUGAACACCAACAACCUACCUUUUUAAAGAGAAGAUACACUUUGAACUUCAUAUCAAACAGGAAAACUCCGCACGAUUUACUUUCCCUUGUGGAUUUAAGAAUUUUUCAAUGACAAGACAGUAGAAAUAUUCACCCGUUUGGUUUGCAUAAUAUGAGAACAAGGGAAGUUUGCUCU
Pistacia vera is the source of this 1469-nucleotide messenger RNA. RefSeq names its product protochlorophyllide reductase-like. The coding region runs from base 86 to 1285 and encodes 399 amino acids. The record is from RefSeq and is a predicted model, not a curated record. NCBI's taxonomy places the organism in Eukaryota, Viridiplantae, Streptophyta, Magnoliopsida, Sapindales, Anacardiaceae. Gene Ontology annotation, molecular function: protochlorophyllide reductase activity. The transcript is spliced from 5 exons.